AUGGAAGAUGACUCCGUCCAUAAUAAGCGUCGUGUAAGGACACUUCCUCCUUCUGCACACUCAUCCUCCGAGCUCUAUCAGGUCGCCCGACAGCGCAGCCUGUUCCCGUCACUCCUGCAGGGGGCGUCGUGGACUCGCGCAGCGCCGUUUAAAGAGACGCGCUACCACCGCACGCCCACCGAGAGCAUCGGCAACAUGUACAGCCCACGCGCACGCCCCCUGAAGAUCUCACACCUGCAGCGCAGACACAGAACACAUGGCCCACAUGAACAUGUCUCAACUACUGCCUGUGUUCAGCAAAGAAGAAGGAACCAUGAACCUCACAGGAGGGUCAUGACACCUGUUAGUCGACCUUUAACCCCCAGCCAGCAGCUAGAGGUCAUGAGGGCUCAGGAGGAUCAGGAGAACAGUAGCCUGGGAGAACCCAUCUCGAGAGAUGUAGAGAGGUACAUGUACUAUAUCAGUAAUGGCGUUCAGGAGCAUAUGCUCACCCCUCAACCAGCCCAGCAAAUCACCAACAUCCUUAAGCUACUGCCCAACCAUCUCCAUGGAGACGAGAUACUGGGCUUGCGUGUAGAGCUUCUGGAGGAGGUACAAAGAGACUACACCUUCAGCAUCCGCAAGAGUAUUGUGGAUUAUAUCCUGGAGGAUCCAGAUGAGAGGGUCAGGUUGUUUAUCUGCAACAUUCCUCGCCCGUUUCCAUGGCGAGUUAUUCGUGGGCCAGUUCCUUGGUCGCUAAGUUACCAAGAGGCUCAUAGCUGGACCACCCAACAUCUUUUCACCAUCAAUCCCAUGAUGCUCAAGUUACAGGACCUUUGGAUAAACAAUUUCUCCUCUCUGCGUUUCGUACGGACCAGCCUGUUCUCGGCUUGUUCAAAUCUGCCACUGCUGCCAGCUGAGCUCCAGAAACUGGUGCAUAGCCAGUGUCAGACUGCACGGGAUGAGCUCGUCAACACAUGGAUUCCCUGCUGUGCGUCUCUCUUUGUCACCUUUAAGGAUCUGUGGUUGCCUCUGGUGCCAGAGAGCGACCAUGUUGCCCCAGUAACAGCGCAGGAGUUCUUCUCCUGCGUGGCUGCGCUCAUGUCACUGCAGCUGCGCAGCCUGGUCAGCUCAUCACUGCAUGACCUGCUGGACUCUCUCACACUGUACCAGAACGGUAACGAUUUCGGCGAGUCUUUCGAGGACUUGCAGUUCACUCAGCGUCCACUGCUGUUGGUCAAGUUGAAGGUGGAGGAGUCCAGGGUCUCCAUCCAUCCCUCAGUGUCCCAGUGCUGGGAUGUUCUCCAGCAGGCCUUCGUCCACAUCGCCAGCAGCGCCCAGAACCUGCCCCGGGUGGAGUGUAUCAUCUUCCCAGAGCUCCAGGAUAAGGGUUUAACUCUGCGCUCAGUCAGACCUGACGAAUCGCUUGUGUCAGACCUGCUCAGCCGAGCCAGAGACAUCUUUCAGAAGAACACUGUUGGGCCACAGAGGUAUCUGGAUGUGUAUAAGAAAUACAGUAAUCUGUUGGAUACUUCAGCCAGACAGGAGGUCCUUUCUUUUCUCAAGGAAAAACAUUCUCUGCAGGGCUUCACCAAAAAGAUCAGAGCAGUGGCAAGAGUGUGGGAGGAGAUCGCAUCGCUGCGGGUGACAGUUCCCUUGGCAAUGUUCUGCCUGGAGGCUGUGGAUCUCCACGACAACCUGUGUGAUCGCACAGAGCUCCUCAAAGAAUUGCUUAUCACCUAUGAGCUGGAGGAGAAUCGAGACCUCAACAAGAGGAUCUGUCAGCAGUACGAGCAGAUAGUCGACACACUAAUGCGUAUACCCCAGAGCACCGAGGAGAUGGUGGAGCUCGGUGUCUUCCUGAAGCGCACGAGUGACGUCACCGUGCACACACUCCGCCAGGAGACAGAGGAAGCUGCCUGCCGCCUCGACUUCCUGCUGGACUAUGCCACCCUGACAGGGGAGGACAUUAAGUUAAAUAGUAGUGUAUUCCACUGGCCGCAACAGAUAAUGUCUGUGUGUGAGACCAGUAAAGACAAACUUGCCAGCCACAGAGAGCACACAGAGGAGAGCCUGCUCAUGAGGAUCACAGAGCUGGAACAUUCUCUGCAGGCUGUGGCAAAGGAGUUGGAGACCUUUAAGAAGAAGGAGCUGAUGAGUGAGGAGGAGAUGAAGAACAAUGUGGAGAAACUGAAUGAGCUUACAGCCUGUCUGGAGACUGCUGUCACAACGCUGGAGUAUAUCAAUAAGGAGGAGAGUUUGUUGGAGGAAGGGCAGAGUGAGUUUCCCCUUCUGCAGACGCUCAUGACCAGUAAAGAGACUUAUGAUCAGCUGUGGAACACUGUCCUCUCUUUCCACAAUAAACACCACAUCUGGAUGAAUGGGCCCUUCGUCCAGCUGGAUGCGGAGCAGAUCUCGGACGAGCUGAGCUCAAUGUGUAGGACUUUGUAUAAACUGGCCAAGACCUUCGGGGAUCUGGCUGCUCCGCGCCGCGUGGCUGACGCCUUCCGUCUCAGGAUGGACAAGUUCCAGGCACACCUGCCCAUCCUGACCGCCAUCUGCAGCCCGGGCAUCAAAGCCCGCCACUGGGAACAGAUCAGCACUGUCGUGGGGUUCGACGUGAAGCCAGAUGCAGAUGCUUCUCUCCUCAGCAUGGUGGAGCUCGGCUUGUCCAAGUUUGCUGACAAGCUGGAGGAGAUCGGUGCAUCUGCCAAUAAGGAGUACUCGUUGGAGAAAGCGCUGGAGAAGAUGAAGAAUGAGUUGGCAGAACUCCGGUUUGGGUUCACACAGUACAGAGACACGGGCACAAGUGUGGUCUCUGCAGUGGAUGACAUUCAGGUAUUGUUGGAUGAUCACAUCAUUAAGACUCAGACAAUGAGGGGAUCUCCAUUCAUCAAACCUAUCGAGGCAGAGUACAAGCUCUGGGAGGAGAAGCUCCUUCGGGUCCAGGACAUCCUGGAUGCCAUGCUGAAGUGUCAGGCCACCUGGCUCUACUUGGAGCCCAUCUUCAGCUCAGAGGACAUCAUCACCCAGAUGCCCGAAGAGGGCCGCAAGUUCACCAUAGUGGACAGUUACUGGAGGGACUUUAUCAGUGAAGCGCUGAAAGACACACGUGUGCCGGUGGUUACAGAGCAGCCCAACAUUUUGAGUCGUCUGCAGGAGUCAAACAUCCACUUGGAAGACAUUCAGCGAGGCCUCAAUACAUACCUGGAACAGAAGAGACUCUUCUUCCCGAGAUUCUUCUUCUUGUCUAACGAUGAGCUGUUAGAGAUCCUGUCCGAAACCAAGGACCCCCUACGCGUGCAGCCCCACCUGAAGAAGUGUUUUGAGGGCAUCGCUAAGCUAGACUUCUCCCCCGACCUGGAGAUCACGGGCAUGAUCAGCUCAGAGAAAGAGACGGUCCCCUUCUCUGGCACCAUUUACCCGGCCAAGGCCAAGGGCAUGGUGGAGAAAUGGCUUCUGCAAGUGGAGAACAUGAUGCUGACUAGUGUGAGAGAUGUCAUACAACAGGGAGCAGAGCAGUACCCUCAGGUUCCUAGAAAGAAAUGGGUGUUGCAGUGGCCUGGUCAGGUUGUCAUUUGUGCUUCUUCCAUUUUUUGGACCAGUGAAGUGUCUCAUGCUAUACAGAAUAACACACUACCGGCAUACAUGGAGCAGUGUAACGCUCAGAUUGCAGACAUUGUUGAGCUGGUUAGAGGGAAACUGUCAGGAGGGGCCCGGAUGACUCUUGGAGCUCUUACUGUCAUUGAUGUGCAUGCACGCGAUGUGGUGGCAAAGCUAUCGCAGGAUGGCGUGUCGUCGCUGAACGACUUCCAGUGGGUGUCGCAGCUGCGAUAUUACUGGGAGGAGGAGCAGGUGGUAGUGAGGAUGAUCUCCACCCAGGUCACCUAUGGAUACGAGUACCUGGGGAACUCACCACGCCUGGUCAUUACCCCACUCACUGACCGCUGCUACAGGACUCUAAUGGGAGCUCUGAAACUCAAUCUGGGUGGAGCUCCGGAAGGACCUGCAGGAACUGGAAAAACAGAAACGACCAAAGACCUGGCCAAGGCCAUCGCUAAACAAUGUGUGGUGUUUAACUGUUCAGAUGGACUGGAUUAUAAAGCGAUGAGUAAGUUCUUUAAGGGUUUGGCCCAGUCUGGGGCGUGGGCCUGCUUCGAUGAGUUCAACCGGAUUGAGGUGGAGGUAUUGUCAGUCGUGGCCCAGCAGGUGUUAAGUAUCCAGCAGGCCAUCGCACAGAACCUGAAGCGUUUUCUAUUUGAGGGGACGGAGCUGUCACUGAACCCCACCUGCUGCGUAUUUAUCACCAUGAACCCAGGAUAUGCUGGCCGAGCAGAGCUGCCUGAUAACCUUAAAGCCCUGUUUCGUACCGUAGCCAUGAUGGUACCAGACUAUGGACUGAUAGGAGAGAUCUCACUCUAUUCCAUGGGCUUCAUACAGUCACCGAGCCUGGCGCAGAAGAUUGUGGCAACAUACCGGCUGUGUUCGGAACAGCUGUCCUCUCAGCACCACUAUGACUACGGCAUGCGCGCCGUCAAAUCGGUCCUGACCGCAGCGGGGACCCUCAAACUAAAGUACCCACUGCAGGAUGAGAGUGUUCUGCUCCUCAGAGCCCUCAUGGACAUCAACAUGGCCAAGUUCCUCACACAGGACGUGCCCCUCUUUCAGGGUAUAAUAUCAGAUCUGUUCCCCGGAGUGGUGCUGCCUAAUCCAGAUUAUGAGCUACUACUGAAAGCUCUGAAGGAGAACAUCACCAAACUUCAACUCCAACCUACACCCUGGUUCAUUAGCAAGAUUAUACAGGUGUAUGAGAUGAUGGUGGUGAGACAUGGGUUUAUGAUUGUCGGGGAGCCGUUGGGAGGGAAGACGUCCGCCUAUAAAGCUCUGGCAGGAGCUCUGAAAGAUCUCUAUGAGGGGGGUGUGGUAGAGGAGUUUGCCGUACAUUUCCGUAUCAUUAACCCGAAGGCGAUCACCAUGGGUCAGCUGUACGGCUGCUUUGACCCUGUGAGUCACGAGUGGACGGAUGGUGUCCUAGCAACCACGUUUCGGGAGCAGGCUCAGAGCAUGUCGGACAAGCGGCAGUGGAUCGUGUUCGACGGGCCUAUCGAUGCUGUCUGGAUCGAGAACAUGAACACCGUCCUGGACGACAACAAGAAGUUGUGUCUGAUGAGCGGUGAGAUCAUCCAGAUGAGUGCUAAGAUGAGUUUGAUUUUUGAGCCAGCUGACCUGGAGCAGGCCUCUCCAGCCACUGUCAGCAGGUGUGGGAUGAUCUACAUGGAGCCCCAUCAGCUGGGCUGGACUCCUCUCAGACUGUCCUACAUGGACACACUACCAGAGAGUCUGGGCCCUGAACAUCGGGAACUAAUUGUGGAUCUGUUUGAGUGGCUUGUGCAGCCGUGUUUGGAUUUCGUAACCCAUGGCUGCUGUUUCCUGGUCCAGACCUCGCCCAUUCACCUGGCCCACAGCCUCAUGAGACUGUACUCCUGCCUGCUGGAUGAGAUUGCGGCAUCAGGGAAGGAUGGGGUGGAGUCUAUGUCCAGUCAGCAGAUGACCAUGUGGCUGCAGGGUCUGUUCCUAUUGGCUGUGGUGUGGACUGUGGGUGGGACCAUUAAUGGGGACAGCAGGAAGAAGUUUGACGUUUUCUACCGGAACCUACUGACAGGAACCAUGGAGGAACACCCACGACCGAGAAGUGUCAAACUCACCAAGAAUAAUGUCUUUCCUGAGAGAGGCCUGGUGUAUGAUUACUACUUCCAAAAGCAGGGAUCAGGGCAAUGGAAUAUAUGGACUGACUCCAUCACUAAGGAGGAAAGCACCAUACCAGCAGGAGCUAAUGUGUCUGAUCUGAUUGUCCCCACCAAGGAGACAGCCCGGCUGCUCUAUCUGCUGAGGACGUACCUGUCUCACGAGGUGCCCGUACUGUUUGUGGGUCCAACAGGGACGGGCAAGUCCAUCAUCAACACCAGCUUCCUGCUGUCGCUGCCCGAAGAGCGCUACACACCCAACUGCCUCAACUUCUCCGCCCAAACCACCUCCACCCAGGUGCAGGACACUGUCCUGGCCAAACUGGACCGCAGACGGAGGGGAGUGUUUGGACCAGCCGUAGGCAAGAAGUGUGUUGUCUUUGUGGAUGACCUGAACAUGCCAGCAAAGGAGAUUUACGGGGCACAGCCCCCCAUUGAGCUCCUGAGGCAGUGGGUGGAUCACCAGCACUGGUAUGAUACGAAGGACACGUCCAGGCUGGACAUCGUAGAUGUACUGUUCGUUUCUGCUAUGGGGCCACCUGGUGGAGGAAGGAAUGACAUUACAGGGCGUUUUACGCGUCAUUUGAACAUUGUGUCCAUCGACUCAUUUGAUGACGAGACUCUCACUAAGAUCUUCACUACCAUCACUGACUGUUACUUCAGUAGAGGGUUUGAUGGCUCCUUCUACAGGUUGGGUAAGGUCCUGGUCCAGACUACCCUGGCGGUGUAUAAAGAUGUGCUGGGGAGGUUUCUGCCCACUCCCUCUAAAUCUCACUACAUAUUUAACCUGAGAGACUUCAGCAGGGUCAUUAAAGGAGUGUUGCUGUGUCCACACACACACAUGCAGGAGGGUAAUAAACUGAUCAGGUUAUGGAUCCAUGAGGUGUACCGUGUGUUUUAUGAUCGUCUGAUCGACACUGAUGACAGGGAGACAUUUUUCCACAUCGUAAGAGAGAGAACAGCUGACUACUUUAAGCAGAGCCUGGACAAGCUCCUUUGUCAUCUCUCUCCGACCGGAAAGGUUUUGGACGAGAACAUCCGCGGUCUGAUGUUCGGCAGCUACGGUGGACGGGAUGCCGACGCGAAGCCGUACGACGAGGUGACGGACGUGCGACUCCUGGCUGAGACGAUGGAGCUCUACCUGGAGGAGUUCAACGCCACCAGCAAGGCCCCCAUGAGCCUGGUGAUGUUCCGGUCCGCAAUCGAGCAUGUGUCGCGCGCCUGCCGUGUGCUCGGCCAGCGCGGUGGGCACCUGCUGCUGGUUGGCGUCGGGGGCUCUGGACGCCACAGCUCUGCCAGGCUUGCCAUCUUUAUCAGAGACUACGAGCUCUUCCAGGUGGAGCCGAGCAGGAGCUACAGCGUGGCAGGCUGGCGUGAGGAUCUGAAGCGCGUCAUGUGGCUCGCGGGCGUAGAGGGCAAGAGGAUGGCCUUCCUGCUCAGCGACAGUCAGAUCAAAGACGAGACCUUUGUGGAGGACGUGAACGUGCUGCUCAACACGGGAGAUGUGCCCAAUGUGUUUGCGGCGGACGAACGCGCCAUCAUCGCGGAGAAGAUGCAGGCUGUGGCCAGGAUGGAGGGCAGGAAGACAGAUGCCACACCCCUGAGCAUGUACAACUAUUUCAUCAACAGAGUCAGAGACAACCUGCACAUCAUACUGGUAAUGAGUCCGAUCGGCGACGCUUUCCGGAAUCGUCUGCGAAUGUUUCCUUGUCUGAUUAACUGCUGCACGAUCGACUGGUUCCAGGCCUGGCCCACCGACGCCCUCGAGAUGGUCGCCAACAAGUUCCUAGAGGACGUGGAGCUAGAGGACCACAUCAGGACAGAGGUGGUGGAGAUGUGUAAGACAUUUCAGGAGAGCGUGCAGAGACUCUCUGAGCGCUACUACUCAGAGCUCCGUAGGCACAACUACGUCACGCCCACCUCCUACCUGGAGCUCAUCCUCACCUUCAAGAAGCUGCUCGCGGCCAAGCGCACUGAGGUGGACACGUCCAGGAGCCGCUACCUGGCCGGCCUGCACAAGCUCGAUUUCACCGCUUCUCAGGUAGCACUGAUGCAGCAGGAACUAACAGCCCUGCAACCUGAGCUGAUUCGAACCUCAUCUGAGACCAAUGAGAUGAUGGUGAAGAUGGAGAAGGAGACUGUGGAGGUGGACGCCAAGAAACAGCUGGUUGCCGCCGACGAGGAAGUAGCCAAUCAGGCUGCAGCAGCCGCGAAAGCCAUUAAGGAUGAGUGUGAGGGUGAUCUUGCUGAAGCCAUGCCUGCCCUGGAAGCUGCUCUUUCAGCCCUGGACACCCUGAAGCCUGCUGACAUCACGGUGGUGAAGUCUAUGCAGAAUCCCCCCCCUGCCAUCAAACUGGUCAUGGAGUCCAUCUGUGUCAUGAAGGGCAUCAAAGCAGAGAGGAAACCUGACCCUGGGGGCUCAGGUAAGAUGAUCGAGGAUUACUGGGGGCCAUCCAAGAAGUUGCUGGGAGACAUGAAGUUUCUGGAGAACCUGAAGGCUUUCGACAAGGACAACAUUCCUGCCGCCCACAUCAAGAGGAUUCGCGAGAAGUUCAUGGACCACCCAGACUUCCAGCCAUCGCUGAUCAAAAACGUGUCGUCGGCCUGCGAGGGCCUGUGCAGGUGGGUCCGCGCCAUGGAGGUGUACGAACGCGUGGCCAAGGCGGUCGCCCCGAAGAGAGAGCGCCUCCGUGAGGCAGAGGCAGAGCUGGCGGUGCAGACGCAGACGCUGGUGGUGAAACGCGGCGAGCUGCAGGCCGUCGUCGACCGCCUACACACGCUUGGCGACACUCUGGCAGACAUGAUGCGCAAGAAGAAGGAGCUGGAGGACAACAUCAAGCUGUGCUCGCAGAAGCUGGUCCGGGCGGAGAAGCUGAUUGGUGGGCUUGGCGGAGAGAAGGACAGGUGGACGGAGGCGGCGCGGCUCCUGGGCAUCAGGUACGCCAACCUGACGGGUGACAUGCUUCUGUCGUCGGGCACUGUGUCCUACCUGGGGGCCUUUACGGUAGAUUUCCGGGUGGAGUGCCAGCGAGAGUGGCACGCUCUGUGCCGGCGGAGGAAGCUGCCCUGCUCUGACAACUUCACCCUCAGCGGCACCCUGGGCAACCAGGUGGUGAUCCGGGCGUGGCAGAUCGCCGGGCUGCCCGUGGACUCCUUCUCCACGGACAAUGGCAUCAUCGCGUCCAACUCACGCCGCUGGCCCCUCAUGAUCGAUCCACAGGGCCAGGCCAACAAAUGGAUCAAGAACAUGGAGAACGCCAACAGGCUGUCUGUCAUCAAGCUCUCCGACAGCAACUACGUCCGCACCUUGGAGAACGCCAUCCGGUUGGGGACGCCGGUUCUCCUGGAAAACGUGGGCGAGGAGCUGGACGCCAUCUUGGAGCCGGUCCUCCUGAAGCAGACGUUCAGGCAGCAAGGCGUGGAGUAUUUGAAGCUGGGCGAGAACGUGGUGGAGUAUUCCAGCGACUUCCGGUUCUAUAUGACGACAGGCCUGAGGAACCCACACUAUGUUCCGGAGGUGGCGGUGAAGGUGUGUCUGCUCAACUUCAUGAUCACCCCGCUCGGCCUGCAGGACCAGCUGCUGGGGCUCGUUGCCGCCAAGGAGAAGCCCGACCUGGAGGAGCAGAAGAACCAGCUGAUCGUGGAGAGCGCCGCCAACAGCAAGCAGCUGGAGGAGCUCGAGGACAAGAUCCUGGAGGCACUGUCCUCGUCCCAGGGCAACAUCCUGGAAGACGAGACGGCCAUCGAGGUGCUGUCGUCCUCCAAGGUCCUGUCGCAGGAGAUCUCGGAGAAGCAGCGCAUCGCGAGCGUGACGGAGCGGGAGAUCGACGAGACACGUCAGGGCUACCGGCCCGUGGUGGAGCACUCGUCCGUGCUGUUCUUCUGCGUCUCCGACUUGGCCAACGUGGAGCCCAUGUACCAGUUCUCGCUGAGCUGGUUCCUCAACCUCUACCUGCAGUCGAUCGCACAGAGCGCAGGCAGCGACCACCUGGCCGUGCGCGUCGCCAACAUCCUGGACCACUUCACUGCCGCCGUCUACAGCAACGUCUGCCGCGCGCUCUUCGAGAAGGACAAACUCCUCUUCUCACUCCUGCUCACCGUCGGGGUCAUGCGCGCCAAAGGUCAGGUGAACGACCUUGUCUGGCGCUUCCUGCUCACCGGUGGCGUCACCCUCGACAACCCGCACCCAAACCCUGCCCCCGAGUGGCUAACCGAAAAGGCGUGGUCAGAGGUGGUGUGUGCCUCCAGACUGCCGGGCCUGGACGGUUUGUUCCAGCACGUGGGGAACAACACUCCACUGUGGAAGCAGAUCUACGACUCGUCCAGGCCGUAUGCGGAGCCGCUCCCGGGGCCGUGGCGCUCCCUGCUGGGCUUGCAGCGUAUGGUGGUGCUGCGUUGCCUGCGGCCAGACAAGCUGGUGCCCGCCGUGCAGGAGUUCAUCGCCCAGCACAUGGGACGCACCUUCAUCGAGCCACCGACCUUUGACCUGGCCAGAAGCUACAGCGACUCCAACUGCUGUUCGCCACUCAUCUUUGUGCUGUCUCCAGGAUCAGACCCUACUGCAGGGCUGCUAAAGUUUGCAGAUGACCUGGGAAUGGGGGGCACUAGGACCCAGACGAUUUCUCUGGGGCAGGGGCAGGGCCCGAUCGCUGCCCGCAUGGUCGAGGUGGCACUAAGGGAUGGCACGUGGGUCGUCCUGCAGAACUGUCACCUAGCAACCAGCUGGAUGCCAAUGCUGGAGAAGAUCUGCGAGGAGACCAUCACACCAGAAAACACACACCCGGACUUCAGGUUGUGGUUGACCAGUUACCCGUCUGAUAGGUUCCCCGUGCGUGUCCUUCAGAACGGCGUGAAGAUGACCAAUGAGCCUCCUAAGGGUCUACGUGCGAACCUGCUGCGCUCGUACCUGAGUGACCCCGUCUCUGACCCCACCUUCUUCAGCACCUCCACCAAUCAGCACGUCUGGCAGAAGCUCCUGUUUGGCCUCUGCUUCUUCCACGCCCUGGUGCAGGAGAGGAGGACCUAUGGCCCACUAGGCUGGAAUAUCCCGUACGAGUUCAACGAGUCGGAUCUGCGGAUCAGCAUGCGCCAGAUCCAGAUGUUCCUGGAUGAGUAUGAGGAGAUUCCACUGGAGGCCCUCACCUACCUCACUGGGGAGUGUAACUACGGGGGGAGGGUAACGGAUGUUCAGGACCGUAGGCUGCUGCUGUCUCUGCUCUCCACCUUCUACAGCUGGGAGCUCAUCCAGCAGGAGAACUACCGAGUGUGUGAGGGAGACGUGUACCGCAUCCCCCCACACGGGCCCUACCAGAGCUACAUUGACUAUAUCCGCAGUCUGCCAAUCACAGCAGACCCUGAGGUCUUCGGUCUCCACAGCAAUGCUGACAUCACCAAAGACAACCAGGAGACCAAUCAGCUUUUAGAUGGAAUAUUGUUGACCCUGCCCAGACAAACAGGCGGUGGGGCCAAGUCACCUCAGGAAGUGGUAGAUGAAUUGGCGGAAGAUAUCCUGUCAAAGUUGCCGUGUGAUUUUGACAUUGAGAUGGUGAUGGUUAAAUAUCCCGUGAUGUAUGAAGAGUCCAUGAAUACAGUACUACGACAAGAACUCAUCCGCUUUAACAGGCUAACCCAGGUGGUGCGUAGGAGCCUGAUCAGUGUCCGCAGGGCUCUGAAGGGGCUGGCUGUGAUGUCAGCCGAGCUGGAGCGUGUCCUGGACAGCAUGCUGGUGGGGAAAGUUCCAGCAAUGUGGGCCGCCAAGUCCUACCCCUCGCUCAAACCGCUGGGGGGCUACGUCUCCGACCUGCUCACACGGCUGCGCUGCCUGCAGGAUUGGAUAGAUAACGGGCCUCCAUCAGUGUUCUGGCUGUCUGGGUUCUUCUUCACCCAGUCCUUCCUCACUGGAGUGUCUCAGAACUUUGCCCGCAAACACGCUACCCCUAUUGACUACAUUGGCUUUGAGUUUGAGGUGAUGAAGCAGGAGACUCAUAUGGAACAGAGGCCGGUGGACGGGGUAUUUGUUCGCGGUCUCUUCCUGGAGGGGGCGCGUUGGGACCGGGAGCACAUGGUCAUCGCUGAGUCCUCCCCCAAAGCCCUGCUCGACUCUCUGCCCAUCGUCUGGCUGAAACCGGGUGAGAGCUCCAGAUUCCUGCAUGAAAACAUCUACGCGUGUCCUGUGUACAAGACGAGCGCGAGACGCGGGACCCUCUCCACCACGGGACACUCCACCAAUUAUGUAUUAUCCAUCGAGCUGCCGUCUGACCGGCCACAGAAACACUGGAUCAACCGCGGAGUGGCCUGUCUGUGCCAGCUAGACGACUGA
Molecule: messenger RNA, 12042 nt
Organism: Electrophorus electricus (electric eel)
Lineage: Eukaryota; Metazoa; Chordata; Actinopteri; Gymnotiformes; Gymnotidae
Source: RefSeq, a predicted model, not a curated record